ACCCGGCGGCCUGAACCGGAAGUGAUUCCCGAAGCGGCGGGCCGCGUGUAUUGAUUUUCUAGGGCGGUAGUGGGAACUCCUGUUGCGAUGACCAAAAUAAAGGCAGAUCCGGAUGGGCCGGAGGCUCCAGCGGAGGCGUGCAGCGGGGAGCGCACUUACCACGAGCUGCUGGUCAAUCUGAACCCCAUCGCGCAGCCCCUGGCAUCUCGGCGCCUUACGCGGAAGCUCUACAAGUGCAUCAAGAAAGCCGUGAAGCAGAAGCAGAUCCGGCGCGGGGUGAAGGAGGUUCAGAAAUUUGUCAACAAAGGCGAGAAAGGGAUCAUGGUUUUGGCAGGAGACACAUUGCCAAUCGAGGUCUACUGCCAUCUCCCAGUCAUGUGUGAGGACCGAAACCUGCCCUACGUCUACAUCCCUUCCAAGACAGACUUGGGUGCGGCUGCGGGCUCCAAGCGCCCCACCUGCGUGAUCAUGGUCAAGCCCCACGAGGAGUACCAGGAGGCCUAUGACGAGUGCCUGCAGGAGGUACAGGCCCUGCCGCCACCCUUGUGAAGGUCCUGGUCUGAGCCAGUGCCCGUGGAAACUGCUGGGCUACGGCUCAUCUCGGCACAUCCCGACUGCCCAGGGCACAGACCCCUCCCAGGCCACGGGACACCUGUUUCAUGAUGGUAGUAGAGCCACCGUCUUCUCCAUCUGUGCCAUUCCUGUAGAGCUUCAGUGAAGACAGUUGCAGGAGUGUGGGGUGGGGAAGUAAACGCUAAGACUAAAA
This is a messenger RNA of Cavia porcellus (domestic guinea pig), 766 nucleotides long. It is a transcript of the gene Nhp2, whose product is annotated as NHP2 ribonucleoprotein. Gene Ontology annotation, biological process: rRNA pseudouridine synthesis; snRNA pseudouridine synthesis; maturation of LSU-rRNA. Gene Ontology annotation, molecular function: box H/ACA snoRNA binding. The transcript has 4 exons. NCBI's taxonomy places the organism in Eukaryota, Metazoa, Chordata, Mammalia, Rodentia, Caviidae. Gene Ontology annotation, cellular component: box H/ACA snoRNP complex; nucleolus; cytosolic large ribosomal subunit. The record is from RefSeq and is a predicted model, not a curated record. Bases 88 to 549 code for a protein of 153 amino acids.